Molecule: messenger RNA, 1156 nt
Organism: Myotis lucifugus (little brown bat)
Lineage: Eukaryota; Metazoa; Chordata; Mammalia; Chiroptera; Vespertilionidae
Gene: CLEC12A
Product: C-type lectin domain family 12 member A
Exons: 7
Coding region: 275-1087 (270 amino acids)
Molecular function (GO): signaling receptor regulator activity
Source: RefSeq, a predicted model, not a curated record
UGGUCCCUGCGCCCCAGAAUCGAACCUGGGACUCAGGGACCAUGUUCUCGUAUUCUAGGGAAACUAGGUAUUCUAUCUCAUCUUAGGCUAAUCUAUACCUGUGUCACAAAGUGGCAAGGUGGAGCCUACUCUCUCCCUUUCUCUGGGAGGGCCCUUCGUGUGUUUGCUAUCUCCUGGCUACGACAAACCCCCUCUGCCAGAACCUUUGCCGUGACAUGUGCAGGACAUCCAUGUCAAGCCAUUUUUGUGGAGCACUUUCUUUUCAUCGCUAUCAAUGUCUGAAGAAGUUACUUAUGCAGAUCUAAAAUUCCAGAACUCCAGUGAGAUGGAAAAUAUUCAAGAGUUUGACCAAGUUGGUGUGAAAGCACCUCCUGCUCCUUCCCAUGUGUGGCGUCGAAGAGCCUUGGCUCUGAUUCUUCUGUGCCUUCUGCUGCUGAUUGGACUGGGAGUGUUAGGAAGCAUAUUUUACCUAACUUUGAAAAUAGAAAUGGAAAAAUUGGAAAAGCUACAAAAUUUCAAAGACAAACUUCAGAGUAAUGUUUCUCUACAACUAAUACAUAAUAUGGACAGUCUUGAGAAGAUCAGGAACCUCUCUAACACACUGCAAGAAAUGGCCACCAAAUUAUGUUAUGAGCUAUGUAGAAAAGAACCAGAGCACAAAUGUAAACCUUGUCCAGAGAAAUGGGAGUGGCAUGAGGACAGCUGCUAUCGAGAAUUUAAAGCGUCUGAGACAUGGCAACAGAGUGACUCCACAUGUUCUGCUCACAAUGCCAGCCUGGUGAAGAUUAAGAACAAAAGUGUAUCGGAAUUUAUAAAGUCCAAGGAGUUAUAUGGCUAUUGGUUAGGAUUAUCUCCCAGAAAAGAUAAAAAAACUCAGAACAUCUUGGAUGAAACAAUUAUCUCCUCUGACUGGUUUACAGGAAACACAAGUGACUUAAAUGGUGUAAUGUAUUGUGGAUAUAUACAGUAUACGUAUGUUUACUAUGGUCUCUGCACUUGGAGAAAAAAUGCUAUAUGUGAGAAGUUAGCUAAUCCAGUGAAGAUUGAGAGCAUACUAAUGAAUGAAGAACCAAGUGAAAGAAUGUAGUUAGUGUAAUUAACUACACUAACAACUUUAAGGUACAUAUAUCUUGUGGACCACACAAAUGAAAUAAAG